Messenger RNA from Cuscuta epithymum, 3655 nucleotides. Lineage: Eukaryota; Viridiplantae; Streptophyta; Magnoliopsida; Solanales; Convolvulaceae. The record is from the annotation of a GenBank genome assembly.
GAAUAACGGAGGCUGAAACUUAGGAACUGGGAUCGGAACUGGGAGUGAGAGACCACUCGAAGAGUCUCAAACCUUUUCUUUCAUAAUUUUCUGUAUUCCAACCUUUAAUCUUCAUUAAUACACUGCUUUUAUCUACUGGGAUUCCUCCGUUACCUAUCACUUUCCUGAGCUCAACUGUUGAGAUCCACUAUAAUAUGGUCAAUGGUUCCCACUAUGAUCAGGUGGAUGCUUUAAUGGGGCAAAAGCGCAUCCUAUAUCCAUUGUACAAUCUGUACGAAUUCUAGGAUGGCUGGGAUAUUGAUAAAGACUUCCUGUCCAACCACACUCAUCCCCUUGUUGUAUUCUUAUAUCCGUAUAAUGUGCUCGUGCUCAUAGGAUAUGUAUCACAAGUGAUACUCGUCAGGGGUCUCGAUUGAGAUUUGUAGCUACGAUUGCAAGUAUAGAGGGCUGGGCUGAAACUGCUUGUUUGUGGGGCGAACCGGGAGUAACAAUCCAAUGGGGUCGGCUCAGUAUAGUUGGUUUAUAUCGAAACAGUAUUAAUGUAUAAACUUUGCCACUUAAAUGUUUUCAAACAUCAUUUUCCAUUAAUGUGUUAUUUUAAAAGAGAACCUCUUUUGAGUGUGCCCUUGUUGACUGUUGAUGAGAGUCAACAAUUUCUAAAACCUUUUUCAACUUCUUUUGAAGCCUGCCCUUUGGGUUCCUAUUGCCCACGUGCAACACUCAAUAAUGAUACUGGAGUAUGUGAACCAUAUAAUUACCAAUUACCUCACGGACAUUCAAAUCAUAGUUGUGGCGGGGCAAAUAUCUGGGCAGAUGUUGGUCGAAGCUCGGAGAUAUUCUGUUCAGCAGGAUCCUAUUGUCCAUCAAAUACUGAAAAGAUUCCUUGCAGUAGUGGGAAUUACUGCCCUACAGGUUCUACAGCCGAGAAAGGAUGUGUCAAGUUGACAUCUUGUGAUCCGAACACUUCAAGUCAAAAUAUGCAUGCAUAUGGAGUUAUUCUUAUAGUUGCUUUAUCUACUGCUCUUCUUAUAAUCUACAACUCUUCUGACCACAUCAUUACUGUUCGGGAAAGGAGGCGUGCUAGAUUUAGGGAAUCAGCCGCUAAAAGUGUGAAGGAGAGGGUACAUGCACGUGCAAGGUGGAAGUCUGCCAAGGAGGCUGCUAAAAAACAUGCUAUCGAAUUACGUUCUCAAGUUUCACUAAAACCUUCUCGCAAGAAAGCUAUUACUAUUAGUGACAAUGUCACAGUUUUCAAUGUAGCUAAUAAUGAUCAAGAUGCUGAUAUGCAUGGAUCUAAUUCUAUAGGAUUUAAAAAAACAGCUGCCUCAUCAACUGAGAUUGAACCCAGUCCACUCCUGAAGAUGAUGAAAGACAUCAGUUGUGAUAAUUCGGAAGUCUUUAAUUCAGAGGUCAAGGAUAAAAAUUUGAAAGAGAAAGUGCCAAAAGGGAAACAAGCUCAAACACAUAGCCAAAUGUUUAACUAUGCAUAUUCUAAACUUGAGCUUGAGAAAGCUCAGCAGCGGCAAAAUAAAAGUCUUACCUUCUCCGGUGUACUUUCCAUGGCAACAAAUAAUGAAAUAAGGAAAAGGCCAACUAUAGAGAUUGCUUUCAGAGAUGUGACUGUUACUCUGAAAGGGAAAAACAAACAUCUUUUGAGAUCUGUCCAUGGGAUAGUCAUGCCUGGGCGUAUUACUGCUGUCAUGGGCCCUUCUGGGGCAGGAAAAACUACUUUUCUUUCAGCUUUGGCUGGAAAAACUGUUGGAUGCACCUUAACUGGUUCAAUACUUAUAAAUGGAAAGACGGAAUCAAUCCACUCAUACAGGAAAAUUAUAGGUUUUGUUCCACAGGAUGAUAUUGUUCAUGGAAAUUUGACUGUCGAGGAGAAUCUUUGGUUCACUGCAAAUUGCAGAUUGUCAGCAGAUUUGCCAAAGCCGGAUAAGGUCCUAGUUGUUGAGAGGGUCAUCGACUCCUUAGGCUUACAAGCAGUAAGAAAUUCUUUGGUUGGUACAGUGGAAAAGCGAGGCAUUUCUGGAGGUCAGAGAAAACGAGUAAAUGUUGGUCUAGAGCUGGUAAUUGAACCUUCACUAUUGUUUUUGGAUGAGCCGACUUCUGGGUUAGACAGUGCAUCUUCUCAAUUACUUCUUAGAGCACUCCGCCGUGAAGCUCUUGAAGGGGUAAACAUAUGUAUGGUUGUCCACCAACCAAGCUAUACCUUGUUCAAAAUGUUUGAUGAUUUGAUGCUUCUGGCAAAAGGAGGGCUUACAGUUUACCAUGGCUCAGCUAAGAAGGUAGAAGAGUAUUUUGCAGGUCUUGGAAUCAAUGUUCCUGAGCGUGUUAAUCCUCCAGACUACUUCAUUGAUGUUCUGGAGGGUCUGAUUACCCCAAAAGCCAGUUCAAAGAUGAGUUAUAAUGAGCUUCCUGUGUCCUGGAUGGUUCAUAAGGGCUAUGCUGUGCCUUCAGAUAUGCAACAGGAUUUGCACAGGGAUGCUGUUUUGCCAACUGGAGUAAAUGUUAAUCAUGAUGAUGGCAUUGUCAAUGCAGAACGUUCUUUUGCUGGGGAGAUAUGGCAAGACAUGAAGUGCAAUAUGCAGAGGCAUCGUGAUGUUUUACAUCACAAUUUCUUUACGUCAAAGGACCUCUCCAAUCGAAGAACUCCAAAUAUUUUCUUGCAGUAUAAAUACUUCAUGGGAAGGGUGGGUAAACAGAGAUUACGGGAAGCGAAAACACAAGCAAUGGAUUAUCUCAUUCUAUUAGUUGCUGGAGCCUGCUUGGGGUCACUGACCAAAGUGAAGGAUGAAACUUUUGGUUUCCCUGGUUAUGCACACACUAUAAUUGCUGUCUCUUUGCUGUGUAAAGUUGCAGCAUUGAGAACAUUUUCAUUAGACAAGUUGCACUACUGGAGAGAAAGUGCUUCUGGCAUGAGCAGUCUUGCUCAUUUUGUAUCCAAAGAUACAAUAGAUCAUUUCAAUACCAUAAUUAAACCAGCCGUGUAUCUCUCCAUGUUCUACUUCUUUUGCAACCCAAGGUCCACUUUUGCAGAUAAUUAUGUCGUCUUACUCUGCCUUGUCUAUUGUGUUACGGGUAUGGGUUAUGCAUUCGCCAUCUUUCUUGAACCGGGUCCUUCCCAGCUGUGUGCUGUACUUGUUCCUGUGGUAUUCACUCUCGUUGCUACACAAUCUUCGGGUAGCAAGCUUUUUAAUGUCAUAGCUGACUUGUGCUAUCCAAAAUGGGCACUACAAGCCUUUGUUAUCGCAAAUGCAGAAAGAUAUUAUGGUGUAUGGCUCAUAACGCGCUGUGGGGCACUCCAGCAAUAUGGAUACAAUAUACACAACUGGGGACUUUGUUUGGCUAUUCUCAUCCUUACAGGUUUAGUCAGCCGGGUUGUGGCAUUCCUUGGUAUGAAAGUUCUUCAAAAGAAGUGAGCGAGUCCAUAUAUUAUUUCCUCGAUGUCAUUUCUUUCUAGUGUCAAAGUGCAAAUGUUAUGCACUCUGAGUACAAUAUUCUUGUGCUGUUGUGCUAUCUUUGUUUGGUACACAAUAUGCUCUUUUACUUGUUGUGUCUAACGCUCAUAUCCCUUGUGCUGAUCUUAUGUGAAUGUAAGUGGUCGAAAUAACGAAAUAUUUAUUAAAUUCUAUUCAUUGAAUCGUUACGCUUG